Molecule: messenger RNA, 411 nt
Organism: Trypanosoma rangeli
Lineage: Eukaryota; Euglenozoa; Kinetoplastea; Trypanosomatida; Trypanosomatidae
Product: prefoldin subunit
Exons: 1
Coding region: 1-411 (136 amino acids)
Biological process (GO): protein folding; chaperone-mediated protein complex assembly
Cellular component (GO): cytoplasm; prefoldin complex
Molecular function (GO): protein-folding chaperone binding
Source: RefSeq, a predicted model, not a curated record
AUGCAGCAAGUCCCUCCUGAGCUUAAAGCUAUGAAUGACCAGCUGCAGGUUAUUUUCAAGGGUAAUCAGGAGCUGGGUGCCAAAAAAAGUAAGCUAAUAGAGGCUCGCCGACGGCUUGGUGCACAGAAGAGCGAGAAUGAGAUAGUGAAGGAUGAAAUAAAUAAGCUAGAGCCAGAAUCCCGGGUAUAUAAACUUAUUGGUCCUGCUCUUAUUCAACAAGAUCAGAACGAUGCCAAGGCGAUUGUCAAUAACAGGCUUGAAUACAUUAAUGGUGAGCUAAAAAGGACUGAUGUUUCUAUUGCCGAAUUAGAGCGGAAGGAGAAGGAGACUCAGCAAAAGGCCGAUGAGUUGUUCCGCAAAAUGCAGGCAAAACAGGCACAAAUUCAGCAGCGACAACAACAACAACAGUAG